AUGAGCGAGGAUAUAUUGCAUAUAUUGACUAGAAACCCAGAAGAGGUAUUUUCUUUGUGCAAGAAGAAUGAAAGUAUUGCACUGAUCAACCGUUUGGUGAAGUCCUUUUUGGAUCCAUUAACCAAGACCCAUACUGUUCUUGAUGAAAUUUAUGUCGAAGGAUUGGACUCGACUCAAGUCUAUGGGCAAACCAAGAUGGUUCUUGAAGGGUUAGGAGAGAAUUUAUUAUUUGAAAAGAUCCCUGAGCUUAAGGAAAAAUAUGGUGUAGACGAAGAAGAUUCUGAAGAAGAAGACCUAGACGACGAGGAAGAAAUAGAAGAAAACGAAAUAGAGGACCAAGAAGACGAAGUAGUUGGUUCUUUAGAACACGAUGAACUUGAAGACGAGAUCGAUAGUGAAGCUGAAGAAAACUUCCAAUCUGCCGAAGAAGAUAAUAGUAACCUUGCCUGUGAUAAUGAAUCGCCAGCCGUAGAAGCAAAGGAAGAAGUAUUCGAACCAAAGAAGGACGUUUUUGGUUUGAAUGAUGGAUUCUUUGAUAUAGAUGAGUUCAACAGACAAUCUUUGGCUUUGGAAGAAAAUGAACAGGAUGAUGAAGAAGAAGAAAUAGAUUUCUUUGCCGAUUUGAGUGAUGGAGACGACGAAGAAGAAGAGAACAUGGCCUACUUCGAUGACUUUUACGAGAAGCCGGGUUCAAAGCCAACUAUCACCGAGAAGAGCCGUAGAACUGCAGAAGAAGAAGAAGAAGAAGAAGAAGAAGAAGAAGAAGAAGAAGAAGAAGAAGAAGAAGGGUUUAAUGAAGAAGAAUAUGAUAAUGCUAUGGGAUCAGCAAUGUUAGAUUUAUUUGACGACGAAGAACCAAAGAAGACUAAAAAGGAAGAUAACCUUUCUUCCUUCGAAAAACAACAACUUCAAAUCCAAGCUGAAAUUUCCAAAUUAGAAUCUGAACUUGUGGCGGAUAAGAAAUGGAAUAUGAAGGGUGAAAUCACUGCCAAAGAUCGACCAGAAGAUUCUUUACUUGAUGACCCAGAGUCGAACAGUUUAGAAUUCGAGAGAACAGCAAAGCCUGUUCCAGUGAUAACCCAAGAAGUUACAGAAUCCUUGGAAGAUAUGAUCCGUAGAAGAAUUAAGGAAGAUGACUUCGAUGACUUGCCAAAACGUCUUGUGACAGAUGUGGCUGCAUUCCAUAACAGACAAAAAUUUGAAUUAAGUGAACAGAAAUCAAGUAAAUCCUUGGCUGAAUUAUACGAGGAUGACUAUAAAGGAGUCGAUAGUAAUAGCAAUCAAGAAAUCAGUGAAGCAUUACAAAAACAACACGACGAGAUUAGUGAACUAUUCUCUAGUGUCACUCAUAAACUUGAUGCAUUAUGUUCAGCACAUUUCAUACCAAAACCACACAAAUUUAAGGAAGUGGAAAUCAAAGUCACAGAUGGAGCGCCAGCCUCUAUUACCAUGGAAGAUGCACAACCAUUGCAUGUUUCUAGUGAAAGCGCGUUAGCUCCACAAGAAGUUUAUAAGAUUGGUGACGAGAAAUCAAAUGUAAAUGGACGAGAAGGAAAGAGAGAAGUACAACUUAAGUCCGGUUUGUCUUACUCUAAGGAUGAAUUAUCCAGAGAUGACAAGCAAAGACUUAGAAGAGCUGCAAAGAGAAAGAGAUCCAAGGAAUAUAACCAAAGAAAGGAAGUACAACAACAAAGAGAAAAGCAACAACCUACCAAUUCUGGUGGCGAUAAAAAGAGAGCCAAGGUCGGUGAAGUUAUUGAUACCUUGUCUCGUGCCAAGAAUGUUACCGUUAUUGGCAAGAAGGGUGAUUUAAGAGAUGUGAAGGGCAAGCUUAAGAAGGAUACUGCACCAAAGGGAUCAAGUGGAUUCAAACUUUAA
Messenger RNA from [Candida] anglica, 1878 nucleotides. The record is from the annotation of a GenBank genome assembly. Lineage: Eukaryota; Fungi; Ascomycota; Pichiomycetes; Serinales; Debaryomycetaceae.